Sitophilus oryzae (rice weevil) is the source of this 5566-nucleotide messenger RNA. Its product is annotated as rho GTPase-activating protein 190-like. The record is from RefSeq and is a predicted model, not a curated record. Gene Ontology annotation, biological process: signal transduction. NCBI's taxonomy places the organism in Eukaryota, Metazoa, Arthropoda, Insecta, Coleoptera, Curculionidae.
UUCAGGUAGAAAAUCCCUAGGUGUUAUCCAGCAAAAUUCUUGUAGGAAGGCAAAAUUUCAUAAUGGCUUCUUGUUGAAAAAAAGGCGGUGGGUGGCUAAGAAUUAACAAUUUCGUUACAAAAGUGGUGCCUGCUAGUUAACGCGAGUUCCAGGAGUAAUUCUAGAUCAAUUUUUUAUAGUGUGUAGUGAUACAUAUGCCUUUUCGAGCGGUGUCUCGUGUGAAAAGAUGCUGCUAGCUUUCAAAACAAGGGCUCUGUUUUUAGUAUGAAGAUUUGCAUACAGAAAAUUUAUAAAACUUGUACUAAUUAUAUCGUAAUUACCUCCACUUAUUCAAUGGUAAUCACUGGAGAUAACUGAACAAACAACAUGGCUCGUAAAGGAGAAUCUAUCCGGACCAUCAACGUAGCAGUAGUAGGACUAUCCGGAGUGGAGAAAGACAAAGGUCAUGCAGGAAUCGGUAAAUCGUGUCUAUGUAAUCGUUUUAUUAGACCUCACGCGGAGGAUUACAACAUCGAUCAUAUCUCAGUAUUAAGUCAAACUGACUUUAGCGGUAGGGUGGUCAACAAUGAUCAUUUUUUAUAUUGGGGUGAAGUUUUGAAGUCUUUAGACGACGGAACAGACUACCAAUUUAGUAUAAUAGAACAAACAGAAUUUAUAGAUGAUGCAUCUUUUCAACCAUUCAAAGGUGGAAAGAUGGAACCUUAUGUUAAACGGUGUACUGCUACUAAAAUUUCGUCCGCGGAAAAACUUAUGUAUAUUUGUAAGAACCAAUUAGGAAUAGAAAAAGAGUAUGAACAGAAAGUUUUGCCAGACGGCAGAUUAAGCAUAGAUGGAUUUAUAUGUUUAUUUGAUGUGAGUGUUGUUCCGAGUCGUAGCAUUGACAAGCAAGUUGAUUUUUGCGCCGCUAUCUUUAACAAUAUUCUCAAAACAAAAAAGCCAGUUGUAAUGGUUACAACAAAAAAUGAUGAAGCUAAUGACAGUUUUAUCAGGGAGGCCCACAAAUUAGUUCAAAGAAGUGAAUAUAAGGGAAACAUUCCAAUGGUAGAGAGUUCAGCUCAUGAAAACGUCAACAUUGAUUUAGGAUUUUUGCUUCUUGCACAGAUCAUUGAUAAAACCAAAGUUCGAUUGAAAAUUCCUCCCUACACUGAGGCUGCUCUUGCUAGGAAGGAAAUUAUGGAUUCAGCUAGUGAUGCUUUCAUGAGAUUGAUUCGCGUUCAUGUAACUGACUGCCACGCUCUGUGGUCACAAACUCAAAAGAAACUUAAUAAUCACAAAGAAUGGAUUCACUUUGUUCAGUUGUUUGGAUUAGAUGGGACUCAAAGACUGUUUAAGCGGCAUAUCAAGAAACUGAAAGAUGAACAAAUGGCUAAACAAGUGGCAAGAUACAUGGAAAUGCUUCCAGAUGUUUUACAUGAUCUGAUUCCUGGAUUUAAUACACUACAAGACACUGAUUGGACUUCUAUUCAACAGUACAUAAAAAAUCAUCCUAAUUUUUCACAGUAUUUCUUUGAACGUCCUGAGGAUAUGCCUUGGUCAGAGUGUGUAGGCUCAGAUAGCGAUGAGACCAGAAUACCAUUUGAUGUAUUAGACACCAGUGAAGCGGAAACGGUAUUUAAAAAUCAUAUCAAUGUCUUACAGCAAGAACAAAAAGCCAAAUUAUAAAAACAGUUUAAACAAUUGCUUGAAGACACGGGUUAUGUUACACCUGGCAAACACUUGAGUGAAGUUAGAGUCUUAUUUAUGGGGAGAGAAUGUUUUGAAGCACUUUCUGAACAUGAUUGCCAGCAAAUCUAUGAUGCACAUCAACGCGAACUAAUUGAAAACGCUAAACACAAUUUCCAAGAACUAUUGUUGGAACACGCAGAUUUGUUUUAUCAUUUUAAAAGCAUAGCACCAACAGGAACAAUUACUCAGGAUGAUAUUAAAGAAAUUACUGAUACUCUGCAAGAAGAUUUUAGGUAUAAGAUAUUAGAUCGCCUUGAUCAAGACAGAAAAUUAACUCUCUUCCAACAUUUGGGUUUUAUUCAUUAUCCUAUUAAGGAACACUGUCCAGCUUUUCCUAAUUGCAUGGACUCAUUAAUUAUGAAGAAUUUUGUGACGCAUAGACCUUCCUCCUGGAAUCAUAGUAAUCAAUGGUUAAUGAGUUCAGAGAAUAACCAACUGAAUUUGCUAAUUUUGGGACUAAAUAAUUUAGCUGAUAAUCUGGCGGCUAAAAUCAGAGCACAGUGUGACGAUGACGAAUAUGAAAUUGACUGUCAGUUUUAUAGCUUAGACUAUAGAAUCAUUAAUGGAGAUGUCAGUUUGCCACAUAAUUCUUUUAGAACUUCUGAUUUUAUACCACACGGUAGUUUCUGUGUAUAUUCAAAUGCAGAAUCAUUUGAAUAUAUCAGAGAAAGUUUGGAGAAAAAACUGUUAUCUAAUCUAGAACAGGAUGAUAAGUUACCUUUUCAAGGACUACCCAUGGAUUCUUUUAUUUACAAGAUUCUUCUGAUGAAAAUAACGAGAUUAAGGCUUAAAGAGGAUGGUCAAAAUUUAGCUGACUCUUUACAAUGCCCUUUUAUGGAAGUUUCUUUGGACCAAAUAUCAGAAGAACAACUAGUAUCCGAUGCUCUGCACCAAUUAGUUCAGAGUAUUCAUCACAGAUCUGGUUUUUUAAAUAUUAAUCAAUCCGUCAUUGAAUGUGUUGAGCCAGAUAUAAGAGUUAUCAUGUGUAUGUUCUGUGGUGACCCAUAUUCUGUUGAAAAUGUUUUGUCACCUUUACUUAAUCAUCAGUUUUGCUUCUUGUCUUCUCCCCAUAGUGUAAUUUUAGAGACGUUUCUAGGAGACUCCAAAAGAAAGGUAGAGGUGAUUGUUUCAUCAUUCCAUGGUGCAAAUGCAUUCCGGGACGAAUUAGUUCAUGGUUUUAUUCUUGUUUAUUCUACAAAGAGAAAAGCAUCUCUAGCUACUUUAAACGCCUUUUCCAUGAACAUUCCAAAUCUUCCUAUUCAAAUCCUUGCAGUUACUGAUUCUGGCAGCGCCACAGCAUUUUUUAACGACGAUCUAAGUCAAAUGCUUAUAACUGAAGGUAACUCUACCGCUGAUAGGCUUGGAGCACAUUUUAUGACAUCUUCAGCAGUAAUGCAACCAAAAACUGCGUUCUUUACACCUUUCUUUAAAGAAGUGUGGGAAAAGAAACCAGAAAUUGAACAAGCUUUCCAUAUGGAGGAGCCUUCAGGUUUAGAUAGUGGAGAAGGAACUUUAGAAAGAUCCAGGUCAAUUGGAAGACAUGGGCAUCCCAUGCCACCACCUAGAAACGAAAGUUACUAUCUUAAAUUAGGUAAUGAAGGCAGUGAAAGUGAAAACUUUGACCUUAGCGGACCCGAUGAUAAACUCAGUUCCAGUGAUCACAGUGAUAGAUUUUCAAGUAUUUAUAUGUAUGGAAGCGAAGGUUCUAUGGGAAAGAAAAGACAUAACCACUCUGGGUUACAAAUAUAUCCGCCACCGGCAACGCCGCCUGAGCCUGCGCCUCCUGAUAAUAUAGGUUCUAGAUAUUCCAAGAAAUCUUUGAUGUCGUCACAAACUAGUUUGGAUGAUGUUAAUUAUGGAGAUCCAGGUAUAUCAAUUCCUGGUAGCACAUGGAAUAAUUACCAACAACACGCCUUUACAACUGGAAGGAGGCAUAUUCCUUUAUCAAAGUCUCGCUCUAAAGGCAUAUCACAAACUCUGAAACAACCGGGAAAGUUAAAUAUGAAGAACUAUUCCGCAGUUACAGAAGCAAUCGCUCGUAUGAACAUGAGCGAUGGAAAUUUUGGAAGUGCUCCGUUAGCCACUCCAGAAACUGUAGAUUUGGGUAGUGAAUAUGCUCAAGUCAAAGAUAUGGUGCAUAUGUAUCCUCCUGAUUCUGAAUACAUGUACACUAUGGUUCAGGACGCGAUCAGUGGUAAGACUAAAUUGAGACAGCGCCGUGAAAAGGGACAACCCAGUUAUUCCGAUUCUGACAGCGAGUGGUCGAGUUUAGAACGAAGGCAAAGAGCUAGUGAAAUAUAUUCAAAAGUAAAUCGAAAAGGCGGUACUCAUAAACGACAAAGGAAGAAACGCACUGCCAUACCUGUUCAGCCUCCCAGGGUACCUCAACUGGGAGCGUUUACGAUGCCCUCUGUACAUUCACCGUCAGUCGAAGGUGACGAAAAGGUGAACGUAGCUACCGAAUCUAAUUCCGACUCGUCUGAGGCUAGCGAGGGUGAACAGUUCCCUCAAACUAAUAUCGGAGACAUUCGACAUAAAUUCGCCCAGAAACGAAGCCAAAGCCUGAAAAAACGCAUGCCCGAUCUACCUAACGCUCACGAAUUUUAUAUUCAUUUAAAUUUCGUUAGAUUUAUUACCGGACAAGCAAACUCGUAUGGGCUCAUGCACGAAGACGAGUCGAGUCUUGACGUGUCGUCACCGAGAGAUAAUAAUUCUCCCAUGUUCGGCGUGUUUCCCAAGAUGAAGGAAAGCGACAUCGAAAAGAUUCUGCGGAAGAGGGAGAAACAGAAAGCCAAGGACGACUCCAAACUAGAAGAAGCGGUUAAGGAGGAAAAAAUUAAGAAAAGUUGCGAGGAAAAAGACAGGAAGCGCCAACAAAAGACGAAACAGAAGGCCGCCGUAUUACCCAGCGGAGUCCCAUCUAAACUGACAGACUAUAUUCAGUCUGACAAAAACUAUAUUCCGAUCUUUAUGGAAAAAUGCGUUAAGUUUAUUGAGGCGGAAGGACACGAUUCGGAAGGAAUAUACCGUGUUCCCGGCAACAGAGCCCACGUCGAUUUGUUAUUUCACAAAUUUGAGGAAGACGCGAACGUAGAAAUUCACGAACUAGAUAUACCUGUUAACGCGGUAGCGACAGCACUGAAAGAUUUUGUUUCAAAACGUCUACCGCCUCUGUUCGACGAGAAUGUGAUGUCAGAAAUGGAGGAGAUCGCGGGAACACGCAUGAAACCUAUGGUUACUACCACCGGCAACAUCGAAGUUAAAGCGGACCGAAGUUGCAGACUUCUCGCGCUCAGACAAAUGUUAGACAAGCUGCCGCCCAUCAAUUUCGCCAUCCUCAAGUUCAUGUUCCAACAUUUCGUUAAAAUCACCGAAAACUCCAAGUUAAACAGCAUGGAUUCGAAGAAUAUGGCCAUUUGCUGGUGGCCCACGUUGUUGCCGAUUGAGUUUAGCGACAUGGGUCGUUUCGAGCAAAUGCGACCGUACCUGGAGGACAUCGUACAAACCAUGAUCGAUCAGUACCCUUUCUUGUUCUGUGGGAAGGAAGCGUUCGUUAUGGUGUAAAUUCAUAACAAAUUACACUCCGAUCGUUGCCAUAGAAGUAGUUUUUUACGAAAGAGAAACAGAAUGAUGCAAACGACUCUAAAAGACGCACAACUUGCCCAGUCAAGGCUCCGUUGAGGUCGUGCGACCUCUUUGUUAAACAAUUUUAGAGGCCUUGGUGUUCUUAGCGAUGAAUAACUAACUGUCUUAUGAUGCAGUCUGCGUUUAUUCAUUUCUAUUAAACGCAAACUGUUCGUUAAAACGAACGCUGACCGAUCUGAAGUCAAUAUUAUGAAAU